AUGACCGCGGCUGAGCAACCUCCCCCCGCCGAAAAAGAUGCCUCCCCCCGGGCCUCCCCCAUCGUCCUUCCCCCCGGCCUCGACUCUGGCGACAUCGUCCUCUUCAACAGGCGCUGCCUCUCCAUGCCCCCCGCUGGCGCCGCUCUCUGUGCAGUGUCCAAACUCUUCUCUAAUUCUGCAUGGGAUCACGUCGGCGUUGUCAUCCGCCACCCAGCCACGGGCGAACUCCUGUUUCUCGAAGCAGACUUCGGCGGGGUCAAGCUUCGUUCCUUGGAGGAGCGCGUCCGUAGAUCGAAGUCCAAUGAGAUUGCUGUGCGCAAGCUUUCCGUUGUCCGCUCCUCGUCCAUGCGCGAAAAGUUUUACGCCUUCGCCCAGGAAAUGCUGGGCAGGCCGUAUGAGAUUGGCGCGGGCUCCGUCAUGAUCCGCGUCGCUGACCCACUUGCAAAGAAGGAGCGCGAGAGACUUGCUGCCUUGCUGAUUGAUAAGCGCGCCCAGAUUGAUGAGAUAUCAAAGGAGUUGCAGACCGCUGCCCUCACCAACUUUCAGAGACGUUUGUUGCUCGGCGAACGUGCGCGUGUUCAGGAGGACUAUGAAAAGAUCAAUAUACGUUUAAAAAAGGAGCUCGAGGUGAAUGCGCCUAUGGAAAUGAUGGAUGAUCAAGAUGGACAGGUUGUCGAUCCUGUGCAAGUGGAGAAGAGUGACCUCUCCCGUGUCUUUUGUUCCGAGCUUGUCGCGGCUGCGUAUCAACGUGUCGGUUUACUGGAGAGUUACCCGCCGGCGUUUUAUUAUACUCCAAAGGACUUUUCGUCUGAGCAACAGCACCCGCCUGGCGUCCAUUUGCUCAAAAGCGCCCGUCUAGGCAGAGAAAAUCAUUUGCGCCGCAUUGCACGCGCGUCAAAAGGUGUCGGCGAUAUGAGUAAGAUGCGUAGUUUUCGAGGUGUCGUGGAAGGUGACACCCCUUCGCGCGCCUCCCGCAAGGUUAUUAAGGACGCCCUGAAGAGAACCCCUAUUUAUGGCAUGGUGCCCGAUGAAUACAAGCGGUCGCAUCUGCUCAAAUCCUUCCGCGCCCGUAUUAUUGAACAGGGUGAUAUUGUCUUUGAGCAAGGGGAAUACGGCGAUAGAAUUUUCGUGGUCGGUAGCGGCGGGCUCGAACGCUUCAUGUCGAAAGGCGAGGAAGACCCCAUACUGUUGGCUACUAUUGGACCUCGCACCACUUUUGGAUUGACCGCAUUUAUUUUUAACUGUCCUCGCGUUUCCACGAUUCGAGCGAAGGAACGGACACUAUUAUGGGAAGUGGAUAGACCAACGUUUGAGCUAUUCAAGGAUACUAGCUCUGAUAUCAAGUCCAUCGUCUCUACGGCUGACACGCGAAGUUUGAGGAGACUUCUGCAGGAGCACUUUUUGUUCAAACGUCUAGACAAACUUGGCCCGAAUGAGAUGAGCGCCUUCUUCCUGGUCAAGUUUCGCGCUGGGGAAACCGUUUUUGAACAAGGCGACGCAGGUGAUAAUUUCUAUAUUAUAAAAACCGGAGAACUGGAGAGACACAUUCGCCACCCCAAACUAUCUCGCAAUGGAGACUCCAGGAAUGGGAAUGAUAGGGGAGAAGAAGAAAUUUCAUCUCUAUCCAAGACUCUUGAACAAGGCCAAAGUUUCGGUGAAUUGAGCCUUAUGUAUAAUGCACCACGAGCGGCUACUGUACGGGCGCGAACUGAUACAGAGUGCUGGGCUAUAUCAUCGGAAUCCUUUCAUCGUCUUAAUCUUGGCGGAGGGACACAAUAUCUUCGAGCUAUUUUCGAUCAAAAUGCACAUAUCAAGAAAGAUGGAGAGUCUUACAUGACGCGCUCGGAUCUCCUCAAAUUCGCAGGUGUACAUGCAUUUCCCGAGGAAGAAAGGGAAAGACUUGCGAAAUUGCUGGUGUCUCUGGUUACAAGCAAUCGCGAACGCGACCCUAUGGCAGAGAAGAAGGAUUAUGCAAUACUUGCAGCCAAGUCGGAUGGGGAAAAAGGGACAGACCACGAAACAAAAAUCAGAUCGAGUACAGAAGGCGACGACGAUGAUGAUGAAAUCCUCAUGGACUUUUGGGAGUUUGUUCGCUUCGACAUUGUCUUGAACCAAACUGCUGCAGAAAUGAACUUUGCUUUCCGUUUAGCAGAUCAAAAUAAUUCUGGUUUCAUUUCUCUCGAUGAAAUGCAGUAUUUGUGGCAUGACUAUGCAGAUAUCGACGAAAGCGCAAAGCGCAUGUUAAUGGAGGAAACCCCAACCUUAAAGAAGGUUUUUGGCAGAGAUGGUUCCCGAGUUCUCUCCGGAAGAGAAUUCCAAGAGUGCUCACAUGAUAUCUUACCGCCCUUAUUCCGGAAAGAUGUUGCAAAUCUAACUCGUCACAUGCUCAACAUUGACUUGGAAGGAACAGAUGUACUGCGAACCGACUUGGACGACUUAUCAGUUGUUGAGGCAGACGGUGCCUUAUCCGUGAUCGGGUCGCAGUUUAUGAAGUACUCCCCACGCGGCUCAGUACCGCCACGGGGUAGCAUGAGAGUGUAUUCGACCACCACUGACAACAGCAGCAUGCCGAAAUGGAUGCAGCGGUUAGAUUGGGGUCAUCUUUUGUCAGUCGGUGUCGCAGGCGCAGUUUCUCGUACAUCUGUAGCUCCACUGGACCGCAUGAAAAUUUUGAUGCAGACUGGAGGCACAAAGAGCUUCUCGGAGGGUUGGCUGGCAGCAGCGCGCCAAAUGGUCAAGCAAGAUAGCAGUAUAUGGCGAGCGGCGUUUCGGGGGAAUGGGGCAAACGUGAUGCGGAUUGUCCCAAGCGCUGCUAUACAACUUUUGGUUGUCAAUAGAUUGAGAGAGAUGGAGGUUGUCCGGCAGCUAAUGGCUGGUCCGCAGCGGGCGUCAUCUUCAUCAUCGCCAGGGUCGCCUUCUGGUGAAACAAAUGUUCACUUAGUUUCAGGUGGCACGCAUGCGCGUGCUGUGGAAGCAGUGCUUGUAGGAGGUCUUGCAGGUAUUAUUGCAGCAACUGCUAUUUAUCCGUUGGACUUUAUUCGUGGUCGUUUGACAUUGCAGCGGAGUGGCUUUCAGCCAUACCACGGAGCGUUUCAUGGUAUAUCAGAGUCGAUUCGUCGAGAAGGUAUUACGAGUGUGUAUCGUGGGUUGGUACCCACGAUCGCAGGAGUGUUCCCGUACGUCGGCAUAAGUUUUGCUAUGUAUGAGACACUGCGUCCCAUUCUGCCAAGGAAAAACGACGGAUCUGGCAUGCCUACAACAGGGAGUUCUAUUGCAUGUGGCGCUAUCGCCAGUGCAAUGGCGCAGCUUGCAGCUUUCCCGCUUGACACUUGCCGUCGAAGAAUGCAAGUAGCUGGCUUUGACAGCCAAAGUAGUGCAAAAGCGACGCGUUUCGGCCACAUGUGGAAGGAAAUCGGCCGUGAAAUGGGAUGGCGGGGAUAUUUUCGAGGGGUUCUACCGAAUAUGCUGAAGGCCUUGCCUGCCUCGGCUGUUUCUUUCGUAGCUUACGAGCAGCUUCGGGGUUCUUUCGCUUCUGCUGAGACUGCGAUAGAUAGGCUCUUGAAGCAAACAGCGAACCGUGCGCGAACAUGAUUCAGUGGUCUUGCUCCGCAGUUUUGGGAAUAUGGCAAGGCGUAUAAAGACCUUUGUAUACUACAGCAUCGAUAAGAUACAGUACAAUUUACUUAUUUCGA
Chondrus crispus (carragheen) is the source of this 3692-nucleotide messenger RNA. RefSeq lists its product as hypothetical. Lineage: Eukaryota; Rhodophyta; Florideophyceae; Gigartinales; Gigartinaceae. The record is from RefSeq and is a predicted model, not a curated record. Gene Ontology annotation, molecular function: calcium ion binding. Gene Ontology annotation, biological process: transmembrane transport. The transcript is spliced from 2 exons. The coding region runs from base 1 to 3591 and encodes 1196 amino acids.